Messenger RNA from Aspergillus japonicus CBS 114.51, 637 nucleotides. RefSeq lists its product as uncharacterized. The transcript has a single exon. Lineage: Eukaryota; Fungi; Ascomycota; Eurotiomycetes; Eurotiales; Aspergillaceae. Bases 199 to 528 code for a protein of 109 amino acids. The record is from RefSeq and is a predicted model, not a curated record.
GAAACACGCUUGCCACUUGGCCCAGGGCCACCAUCCCUGGCCACCGCCCGGAAAAUCCGGCGACAAGCGGACCAGGCAAUGGUGUAGGACCGAGAUGUAUAUGGGACUUGUGGUCAGUCUGGGGAAAGCUUUCUUCAUAUAAGUCUUUUACACUCGUGUUUAAGUCUUGCACGCGUAUUCCUUCUCAGCUGUGACACUAUGAAUUGCUACUGCAAAUAUGAUGUCUCCGCAAACCUGCUCACCAUAGUCACACCUGCCGUAGCCAUUUUUGAAACAGUUCUGCGUCCGCCAUCCGAUAAUUCCCAUUUCCUGGCGGAGUCUACCCCGGCUUUGUUUGCAGUCGAUACUCAUACAUGUUGCUUGAGCAUUGAGGCUCUGCUCAUGAUGUCAUCUUUUCUUGGCUGGCUAGGGACCUUCUCGUCUACCGGGCCCAUGACCAGGCUAAGUCAAUCUCGUGUCCUGGUUCCGUACUGUUGGCUCUGGGGGGGUAUCGGCCUCGCCCUGCUUUCUGCCUUACACGUGAUUUGAGGUAGGUUCAGCAGGAGUAUGUAUGUAGUGGGUUGUCAGAGGGAGAGAAAUUGGGACAGCAAGGAAUAACACAAGAUCUAUUUACUCGAAGUAUUAUAGGAAAAUGCAG